UUUUCAUUCGUUCACUUGUCUUGAAUGGAACAUGGCGGUGCUAGGCAGGAUGUGCAUAAGUUUUUAAUUUUGCAUUUAUUAUAAAAUCGAAGAUUUUUUAAGUACUGUUUAUUAGAUGGUGAUUUUUUGUGAGCCAAAGUAUUUGUUAUUGUGCAAGGACAUCUAAUUACCAGCUCACUUUUAUGCUACCUUGACUUUUUGCAAUGAAAUUUGUUACUUCGCUGCUGGUGUAAAAAUAAUUGUGACAAAUAUAACACAUUAUCUCAGCAAGCUGUGGGUGCCAUGGCUACGCUGAUCCAAGAGAAUGGCAUCAGCAUCAGCAAUCACAUUGUGCCUGACCACGAGUACUGCGAGCCGGCGCGGGAGCCCGAGCCGCAGGCCGUGGCGCCGCCGGCGGCGCUCGACGCCGCCGCGCCGCCCGACGACGAGGAGACCCCCGAAAUAGACAUCAUGAUAAACAAUGUCGUGUGUAGUUUUAGUGUUAAGUGCCACUUGAACCUGAGACAAAUAGCUUUGAACGGUGUAAACGUGGAGUUCCGACGCGAGAACGGGAUGGUGACGAUGAAGCUCCGGCGCCCGUACACGACGGCAUCCAUCUGGUCGUCGGGGCGCGUGACGUGCACGGGCGCCACCAGCGAGGACCAGGCCAAGGUCGCGGCGCGCCGGUACGCGCGCGCGCUGCAGAAGCUCGGCUUCCAAGUGCGCUUCCAGAACUUUCGCGUAGUCAAUGUAUUAGGAACCUGUCGAAUGCCCUUCGGAAUAAGGAUUACGGCAUUCUCCAACAAAUAUAGAGAGGCAGACUAUGAACCUGAGCUUCACCCUGGUGUCACAUAUAAACUAUAUAACCCUAAAGCUACAUUAAAAAUAUUCUCUACGGGAGGUGUCACAAUAACAGCUCGCAGCGUGGGCGACGUGCAGUCGGCCGUGGAGCGCAUCUUCCCGCUAGUGUACGAGUUCCGCAAGAUGCGCACGCCCUUGGACGAGGAGCAGCUGCGCUUGCGGCGCGGCGGGGGCGGGACUCGAGCCCCGACGGCGCCGGACCCCGCCGGCGCGGGCGCGGGCGCGCUCGGCGGCGCCGGCGCUUGGGAAUGA
This is a messenger RNA of Cydia amplana, 1092 nucleotides long. Its product is annotated as TATA box-binding protein-like 1. The record is from RefSeq and is a predicted model, not a curated record. The transcript is spliced from 4 exons. Gene Ontology annotation, biological process: DNA-templated transcription initiation. Gene Ontology annotation, molecular function: DNA binding; general transcription initiation factor activity. Lineage: Eukaryota; Metazoa; Arthropoda; Insecta; Lepidoptera; Tortricidae. Bases 283 to 1092 code for a protein of 269 amino acids.